This is a messenger RNA of Drosophila busckii, 1505 nucleotides long. RefSeq names its product early nodulin-75. Gene Ontology annotation, biological process: negative regulation of protein sumoylation. Bases 37 to 1410 code for a protein of 457 amino acids. Gene Ontology annotation, molecular function: calcium ion binding. The record is from RefSeq and is a predicted model, not a curated record. The transcript is spliced from 2 exons. Lineage: Eukaryota; Metazoa; Arthropoda; Insecta; Diptera; Drosophilidae.
UUUUCCUGUUGUGAACAAGCAGCUCAAUCGUUCAAAAUGAAACUGUUUAUCGUUGCUUUCGCUGUGAUCGCAGCUGUGGCCGCUGAUGUCAGCCACCUGCCCACCAAUGAGUACUUGCCCCCUGUGCAGGAUGCUUUCUCUGUUGCUCCCACCAACGAGUACCUGCCCCCUGUGGCCAACACCGUCGAGCAGGGCGAACUUGCUGCUGAUGGAUACCGUUACAAGACCCACCGUCGCACCGUGCUCCGUCGUCACCGUCGUGAUGUCAACGAGCUGUCCAACGAAUACCUGCCCCCAGUUCAGGAGACCGUUGUUGCUGCUCCCACCAACGAGUACUUGGCCCCAGUUGACGCUGAGCCCGCUCAUGAGCUUGCCGCUGAUGGUUACCGUUACAAGACCCACCGUCGCGUGAUCCGUCGCCGUCGUGAUGUCAACGAGCUGUCCAACGAGUACCUGCCCCCAGUUGCUGCCCCAACCUCCGAGUACCUGCCCCCAGUUGCUGCCGUUGAGGCUGCUCCAGUUGCCGCCGUUGAGGCUGCCCCCGCCCAUGAGCUCGCCGCUGAUGGUUACCGUUACAAGACCGUCCGUCGUGUGAUCCGUCGCCGUCGUGAUGUCAACGAGCUGUCCAACGAAUACCUGCCCCCAGUUGCUGAGGCCCCAAUUGCCCAGGAAGUCGCCAUUGAGUCUGCUCCUCUUGCUGAUGAUGGUUACCGUUACAAGACCGUCCGUCGUGUGAUCCGUCGCCGUCGUGAUGUCAACGAGCUGUCCAACGAAUACCUGCCCCCAGUUGAGGCUCCGAUUGCCCAGGACGUCGCCAUCGACUCUGCUCCUCUUGCUGAUGAUGGUUACCGUUACAAGACCGUCCGUCGUGUGAUCCGUCGCCGUCGUGAUGUCAACGAGCUGUCCAACGAAUACCUGCCCCCAGUUCAGGAUACCGUUGUUGCUGCUCCCACCAACGAAUACUUGGCCCCAGUUGAUGCUGAGCCCGCUCAUGAGCUCGCCGCUGAUGGUUACCGUUACAAGACCCACCGUCGCGUGAUCCGUCGUCGUCGUGAUGUCAACGAGCUGUCCAACGAGUACCUGCCCCCAGUUGCUGCCCCAACCUCCGAGUACCUGCCCCCAGUUGCUGCCGUUGAGGCCGUUGAGGCUGCCCCCGCCCAUGAGCUCGCCGCUGAUGGUUACCGUUACAAGACCGUCCGUCGUGUGAUCCGUCGCCGUCGUGAUGUCAACGAGCUGCCCACCAACGAGUACCUGCCCCCAGUUGCUGCCCCAACCUCCGAGUACCUGCCCCCAGUUGCUGCCGUUGAGGCUGCUCCAGUUGCUGCCGUUGAGGCUGCCCCCGCUCAUGAGCUCGCCGCUGAUGGUUACCGUUACAAGACCCACCGUCGUGUUGUGUACCGUCGUCAUUAAGUUUCAUUCCUACACGAAAUGUUUAACUAAGUGAUCAAAUUGUACUCAUUUUGGAGUGCAAUAUUUGAUAUAAGAAUAAAUCCGAUUAUCAUUAU